Clunio marinus is the source of this 249-nucleotide messenger RNA. NCBI's taxonomy places the organism in Eukaryota, Metazoa, Arthropoda, Insecta, Diptera, Chironomidae. The record is from the annotation of a GenBank genome assembly.
AUGACAAGACGUGGUAAAGAAAAGGAUGAGAUACAGAAAAAUGUCGAAUUAUAUGCUAAGUGUUCAAUACCGUCACGUAAAGCUAAAACUCCCAUAUCAUCAAUUGUUACAAAAAGGAAAUCUUUUUUUCCAAAAGCAUUCGAUGGUGGAAAAAAAUUAGUUUUCCUGCAAAGUCACGUGAAAGUCGAGCGCACUUUAGCUGCUUCAGCAAAUUUAUGUGCUAUGUGUUUGUUUUCCAUAUGGGAUUGA